Callorhinchus milii (elephant shark) is the source of this 2242-nucleotide messenger RNA. Its product is annotated as leucine-rich repeat transmembrane neuronal protein 3. The transcript has 3 exons. Bases 264 to 2009 code for a protein of 581 amino acids. Gene Ontology annotation, molecular function: protein binding. The record is from RefSeq and is a predicted model, not a curated record. Lineage: Eukaryota; Metazoa; Chordata; Chondrichthyes; Chimaeriformes; Callorhinchidae.
UAUCCUGGAAGAUAAGCGUUCGCUGCGGCUGAAGAACUGACCUUUUCGUUUUGCUUUCACGGUGAGAGCUUGAUUUAUCUUUACAUGGCCGGGAAAGAGUAAUGUGUAAAAAAACUGUCCAUCUCCCAGGGGAUCAGGUCCUUAUUCCUGGGUACCAGCCAACCCGGACUCACUGCCGAGCAGUCGACACAGCCGGUCAUGCUUUUGGUGCUCUGAAACAGGACACCAGACAGCUCACGAGCACCGCGUAGCAAUCGCAAAGGAUGGAUUUCAACGUAAUUCGGCUGUUGAGCGGAAGAGCUGCGGUGCUGGUGAUAGCCCCGACGGUGCUGCUCAGUGUGCUCUCCGCCGCCGAGCGAGCGUGUCCGAGCAGCUGCCGGUGUCACGGCAAAAUAGUCUACUGCGAGUCGCUAACGCUGCAGGAAAUUCCUCCCAACAUCUCGCCCGGCACUCUGGGGCUGUCGCUGCGGUACAACAGCGUCCAGAGGCUGAGCCACAACCAGUUCACGGGGCUCAACCAACUCACUUGGCUGUACCUGGAUCACAACUACAUCAGCGCCGUCGACGAACACGCGUUUAACGGGAUCCGCAGACUGAAGGAGCUGAUCCUGAGUUCCAACAAAAUCGCCCGAUUGCUGAAUAACACUUUCCGCCCGGUCACUAACCUCCGCAAUUUGGAUCUAUCGUACAACCAACUCCAGUCUCUGGAAGCGGAGCAGUUUCGGGGUUUGCGUAAACUUCAGAGCUUACACCUGCGGUCCAACUCUCUCAGAACAGUCCCCGUCCGAAUCUUCCAAGACUGCCGAAACCUGGAAUUUUUAGACCUGGGAUACAACCGUAUCCGGAGUUUAGCUCGGAAUGCCUUCGCGGGCCUGACCAGGCUCACUGAACUGCACCUGGAGCACAACCAGUUUUCCAAGAUCAACCUGGCUCACUUCCCACGGCUGCUCACCCUGCGGAUCCUCUACUUGCAGUGGAAUAAGAUCAGCGUCGUGAUCCAAGGCAUGUCCUGGACUUGGAGCUCUUUGGAAAAGCUGGACCUGUCUGGGAAUGAAAUCCAAGCCAUAGGACCAAACGUGUUUCAGUGUGUGCCUAACUUACAGACACUGCAUCUGGAUUCCAACAAGCUCACCACCCUCGGGCAGGAGAUCCUGGACUCGUUCAUAUCCCUCACUUCCAUCAGCCUCUCGGGAAAUAUCUGGGAAUGCAACAGGAACAUAUGUUCCCUUGUGAACUGGCUGAAGAUGUUUAAAGGGAGGAGAGAAAGCACAAUGAUCUGUGCUGGUCCAAAACAGCUGCAGGGAGAGCACGUCUUGGAAGCAGUUGACCACUAUAAUAUCUGCGUGAAAAAACACAAAAUUACCACGCAGGGUGCAUCUGAUGUGUCUAAAGCUCUGCCCAAACCUACUUUUAAGCCAAACACGGAAAGGCCUAAGUAUGAAAGUAAACCUCUUCCAGCAACCUUGGUUUCCCCGGAAUCCAGCUCUGAUGCAGAUGUUGUUGAGCACAUCUCCUUUCACAAAAUCAUAGCAGGAAGUGUGGCGCUUUUCUUGUCUGUGUUGGUGAUUUUGCUUGUGAUCUAUGUGUCCUGGAAGCGUUAUCCAGCGAGUGUAAAGCAACUGCAGCAACGGUCUUUGGUCAGGAGACGCAGGAAAAAGAAAAGACAGUCGCUGAGACAAAUGACACCUACCACCCAGGAAUAUUAUGUUGAUUAUAAACCUACAAAUUCCGAAGUUGCUGAGAUGUUGAUGAACGGAACAGUUCCCUGCACGUAUACCAAAUCUGGCUCCAGGGAGUGUGAGAUUCCCAUUGCCAUGAAUGUUUCAUCUUUUCUCACUUAUGACCACCAACCAACAACAAUAAGUUACUGUGGUGCACAUCAAGAGCCUCUUGAUUACAAGCAAUAUGAAAUGCAAGCUCAAGAAGAAAUUAAGGAUAGCCACAGAGAUGUUGAUAUGGAGUUGAGCACAAUAUCAACUGUAACACGCUCUGGAAGCCAUGUUCAGUAAACCGAUAAAAUGACCCAACACAGGAGAGUGGUCUUCAAGUCACUGUACAAUGAACAAGUAAAUGAGGCCAAAUCCAUGACAGUUGAAAAACAUUAAAGUAGCCUCAUGCUCCGACACAUAAAUCACUGUAUUAACAUGGAGGAACUAUAAUCAAGUGUCACACAAAGGGAAAUAGACUGGACUGUUGUUUUUUUGAGUUUCUACUGACUUUAACCCUGCAGUAUUUUUGAAGA